Molecule: messenger RNA, 4720 nt
Organism: Linum trigynum
Lineage: Eukaryota; Viridiplantae; Streptophyta; Magnoliopsida; Malpighiales; Linaceae
Source: the annotation of a GenBank genome assembly
GCGACUUGAACCCGAUUUUACAAGUUUUCGGCGGGAGCGAGUUUUAUCUGUUUUUGUAAUUGGCGUGUUGUGUCAAGUGUGAAUUUGUCCAAAACUCGAUCCAACCAGGUCAAAGUGAGUUGAACUUGGUGUUGACGAGUUUUGAGUCGGUAGCGAGUUUUAGCUUUAGUGUUUUUCAUUUUGCUUUUUUGUUUUGUUUGAGAAAGACAAUUGAACCCAAAUCCAUGGGUAUCCAACAUAAUUUGAAAAGAUCCAGAUAAGCUGCUUCAUUCUGCAAAAGUUAUAGUAGGAUCAACUACUAGCCAUACAAAUUGAAACAUUGGCGUCAUGAAAGAAGUUUAAACAUAAAUAAUCUAUUCGACGAUCAUUCUAUCUUAUGCAAGUUCAUCGACCAAAUACUAUUGUAAAUAACAAACCUAUGAAAAGAAUGAUUACGAAUGAAAUAAAAAUUACUUUCAGAUUUAGGCCAACAUUAAAACUAUUACUCAUUAAAAUAUUUAUUUAUUCUGAUACGCGAACCGAUAGCUAGCGGGUUUUUGCUAGUUUGAAUGAAUGUACACUAGGGAUGGCAACAAAAUCCGAACCCAUGGGUACCCUACCCGACCCAACCCGAUCAAUGCGGGUAAAACCCGUGUUGACGGGUUUUGGGCAGGGUUCAGGUUUAAACCCGCUACACCAUCACUGGGUUGGGUUGAGUUUGGAUUUAGGCAAACCAACCCCAUGGGUACCCGCCCACACUCAUAUAAUUAAUUUUUUUCAGUAUAUUUAACAUUCUAAACAAUAUAUCUUCCUUAAACAACUAAUCUUUUUAUGUUUGUGGAGGCAUGCCUAAUUUGUUCUUUCUAAUUGUGUACGAUGAAGUUGAUAUUAUGGAGUGGAGAGUGAAGAAGCUUAGUUGACAAGGAGGACGGAGCUGUCAAUUAAUCAUAUUGUUUAUAAUGUUUAUCUUUAAUUUUGAAUAAUUUGUAUUGAUAAUUUGCGGUUUGCUUGUAUGCUCUAGAUUGGUGUUUUUUUGUAUGAAUAAUUUUUAUGAAAAAAUUGAUGUUAGACUUUUAUUUGGAAGAAACUUGUUAUUGUAAAUUUUUUACCGCAAAAAUCCACGGGUACCCAUGAACCCGCGGAUACCCAGCGGGUUGGGUUUGAGUUUUUCAAACUCAGCGGGUUUUACCCCAAAUUUUUUUGCGAAUAAACCCAUGGAUUUGGGUUUCGCAAAACCCGCCCCAACCCGACCCAUUGCCAUCCUAAUGUACACAUAUCUCCACUUUUUUUUUUUUUUUUCGUCCCCGUAUACUCUAUUGGACAGAAGGCAUUUGGAAACGGCUAGGUUCAAAAGGACAAAAGCAAAGCAACGGCUAUAUCUUGAAUUGCAGCUAUCUAGUCUCGUUUCAAAUUCAAAUUCAUCCAUUCUGGUUCAUUCCUCUCUCCACUCCGCCUAAGUACCGCCGCGCCUCCCCCGCUUUCCUACGCGCCGCUUCCACCGCCAAAACCGAUUCGCUUAGCUUCCUUACUUUCCCCGUAGCGGCUCCUAGCUCUGAUCUUCUCGAUUGAAGUUCCCGAUAGUCGCUGGCUGAGAGUAGUUGGAAGUUCAGACAACGCAACUCACUCAUCUUUCGGCUCCGCGUCUGGCAGAUAGCAGUUAGUAGCAGCGAACUAAUCCCUGAAGAAUGGCUAUGGAGGGUCAGAGUGGGACGAGCUUAGAUCCAGAGACGCUGUUUCUCGCAUCCAAACAAGAGACUGGGAACGAGUGGGAACUCUUCAAAGAAAAUGUCAAACCCUUGAAGAGAGGCCGCAACGUUUCCGUACUCAACCACGCUCUCAAAUCCCAAACCAACAACCAUCUCAAGGCCUCUCUUCUCCAGACCCGAAGGAAAUUGGUUGAGGCAAUCGACGAGUAUAAGGGUACCGACCCUCUUCUUCCUUGGCUCCGGUGCAUUAGAUGGGUCCAGGAAGUUUUCCCCGCUUCUGGUGAUUCCUCAGGCCUCAUACUGAUAUAUGAGCAGUGCGUGCGCGCUUUUUGGGAUUCCGCGCGCUACAAGGAUGAUCUUCGCUACCUCAGGGUGUGGCUUCAAUAUGCUGAAUACUGUGACGAUGCUCAAAUCAUCUACAGCUUUCUUGACGACAAUGGCAUAGGGAAGUCGCAUUCUGAGUUCUACAUGGCAUAUGCUUUGCACCUGGAGUCCAAGAACAAGUUGAAAUCUGCCAACGACAUUUUCACUCUAGGAUUGUCUAGGGAUGCGCAGCCUUUACAUAAAUUGAAGGAUGCCUACAAGAAGUUCCUCAUCAGAUCAACAAAUGGAAGCACGACUAAGGAGGAGGAUAGUAGAGAAAGUGCAUUAGCUGUGAGAAGCUUUGGGACUGUCCUUACUGGCUUGGAAAAUAGAAGGAGACACGGGCCGAGUUCAGAUCUUGCAGCCAGAGGGUUGAAGCCAGACAAGGCUCAAAAGGCUUCUCCAUUUGCUAUCUAUGAAGACUCCAAUGGAGAUGCAGCAGCGCCUGUUCAUGAACAACCAAAGAAAGAUCCGUGGCACAAUCUUGGGCGCCGAGCUGAGAGGAACAAAGAAAAUAAUGCGAUACCGACAAAGUGGUCGUUACACAAGAUUCCGCAGAAACCUGCAACAACAAGUGCCGCCUCAUCCUCCAUUAUCGAGGUGUUUGUGGACGAGGAGUGCAGCACCGAGGCGGUCGGUUCCCACGAAGGGAAUGGGAAGAAGGAGGCGAAUUUCUUGCAGCUGAGGCAGGGGGACAGUCUAGACAUAAAAAAAGAAGCAGAGUUACUGCGGGAGAAUCCGCUGCGCAAUUUUCAUGGCGGCAGCAACAGUCUUCCCAGAUGAUAUGUGGUCAUUCUGAAGCCACAGGAUUAACCUCGGCAAGUUGUUGUUUUGCUUGUUCAAGAUGGAUUGAUUGCCAGAGAGAGACACCAGCACCUGUUCACCAAGCUUGUUUGUGCUCAUGUGAUGCAUCUCUUGUGCCUCCGGGAAGAGACUUGACACAGGGCUCACUAUUAAACUUCCAGAAUUGUUGUACGUUCACUAUUUUUUAGCAAUUGUUGUUAGUCAAGAGAAAACAGGGCUCGCUAUUAAACUUCCAAUAAAAAUUUGCGUUACAUUUUGUUACGAGAGACAAAAUUGGCAAAUUCGCCAACUUUCGUAUGAUAAUUCGAAAUAUACUAUAAUGAAAGAAAGACAAUAAUUAAAUUAUUAGGGUUUCCAUAUUCUUAUUCAUUAAAUUGAAGAACAAGUACAUGUUUAUAAGCAACUAGAAUCAAUGCCCGCUGCUACGCCGCGGAAACUAAAGUUGCAGUAGGAUGAUCGUAUGGUGAGCAGUUUAGGUGACACAAAUUGAGGUUGUAUUAUUAGUCAUGGUGUGGGUUUCAAAGUAUCAGAAGUCUGUUUAGGAUACAUUUUUAUCUUGAGUUCCACAGGUAAUUAGCAUGAUACAUUAUCAAGAAACACGGGUCAUUAUCAUUUUCCAUGUCUUAAGAAAUACACACAGUUGUUGUUCCAUGUAUUAGGAAAUACACAAUAACCGUAAUUAACCGCAAAACAACACUCCAAGCAACUAUGUUUGUACCUUGGACGCAUUUCGCCCACGAAGAGCAACAAUGUUUGUACCUUGGCUCGCAUUUUCGCCCACGAAGAGAGUUGAUCAUGCACUAAUGUUUGCACAGUGUAGUACAAUUAGUAAAAAAGAAUGCUCUCUCAUUCAUAUAAUGCGUUAUUUUGGCAUGCAAUACAGAAUUAUGAAAAGAAGAAAAGAGAUUGACAUCUAACAGCAAAGCAGAAACCAUUUUGUCCAUUUACCGCCGGGAUCAAGCUGGUGAAUCAUGUAAAGAUUGUAAGCCCAAUUCCCGUAGGUAACUAGGGAAUAAUUGUGGCCCAAGUGUAAUUAUCACUUAAUGAUUUAAUAUAUAAGGUAAAUCCUAUAUUGAUUAGGUUAAUGAAAGGUAAAUUCCUAAUAUGCCCUGAUGGUGGGUCUAUAUAAAGAAGCUCUAGGAUUGGUCCUCUCUCAACCCAUUACGUAGAAUUUCUUAGCCAUCACAGAAAUCUCUAAACCUAAAACCUAAAGGGGUCAAGAGGGAGAAACUCAAUUCCGGUGAUUACUACUCCAGCGCCGCCGCCGCUCUCGUCAUGGAUCGAGGUAGGUUUUCUCGAUCUAUUAUCGAUUCGUGAAAUCAUCUAAUUCUAAGAUCAAUGCUAUUAUGAUCUAUGUUUACAUGUGGUAUCAGAGCAUUAGGUUUAUAAGAAUAGAUGUUUUUCGAUUAUGUAUUUUUCCGCUGCAUCUGUACGCAUGCUAAUUAUAUUCAAGGCCAUUAUAUUCACAAUAGCUGCGUAUGCGAGAACCAUUGCCAUGCUAAUUAUAUUCAAGGCCAUUAUGCUUCGGCUGUAGGGUUUCUAAUUGUCUAUUCGCAAUUUUCCUUUAUUUGUACCUUUUGUCCAGUCUAUGGAAUGGAUAUUAUUUGUCUGUUCCUUUCUCACAUAUGAUGCAAGUGGACAAGGGCACCUCCUCGCUACCAGGGGGUGAAGGAUUUGUAUUUUAUUGGUUAAGCUAUUGCUUUAUCAAAUUCCAAUUCUAUUAGCUUUGUCGUUUAUUGACAAGGUCUUGCUUCUGUGGGUGCAAUUAUAUAUGUUUGAUCAAAUUCCAUGAGUUCUUUCAUGUUGCUAUUUAUUGGCUUCGGCUAUAAUAUGUUUGAGUUUCUUGAUAAUGAAUUUGAUCAAUAGGC